UUGUCAUUCUGUCAACUAUUGUCACUGGGAAUUUGGUGUGUGUAGAAUUUGAUUUAUCUUUUAAAUGAAAAAUGAACAAUAAUGUCUAGUCCUAUACCACCUUAUAUGCUAUUAGAGCUUCCAGAUAUUACGGAAUCUAUUAAUUAUCCGAUUAAGUCAGUGCAACGAAUAAAGUACACAUGUUUCGACGUGUCAAGGUCGCUGAUAGCGUUCGGCGCGACCAGCGGAGGCAUUUACAUAUUCAACAGGAACCCGUGCGAGUUUGUUCAGCUGUUACCGAACAAGGAUGGUGCUAUCACUAGACUGUCAAUAUCGACUGACGAGAAGCACGUCGGUUUCGCGAACGGUCGUGGCGUGGUCACCGUCGCCGAGUGCGACCAGUCGCUCAACGCUGGUCACUCGACGGUCACCUCCAAGGAGCACCAAGGGAACGAGGUCACCGCCAUGGUGUGGAACAACAACAUGCUGUUUACAGGGGAUGAUGUUGGCAAGAUAGCAGUACUUCAGUUGCAGAAUUUUAUUGCCAAGACUAUGUUCCAGGUUUCUUCCCAAACAAUCAUGAAUCUGGAUUCUCGGGUAUGCCAGAUUGAUGUCAAGUCUUGCAUGCUACUAGUAUCCACUUUAACACGUUGUUACAUCUGUGACACAGUGCAGGAACAAUACCGACAGAUCGGUCAGAAACUCAGAGACGGCGAAUUUGGAGCUUGUUUUGUAAAUACAGAAAGUAAACAGUACACCAUCACAAACAAUAAUGAGAAGCCAUUUUCAGAAGUUAAAAAGUAUAAUAUGGCAAAUGAUGAUAUAGGUUUUGCUGAUGGCAAGGAUUUAGAAAAUACUUUAAUAUUCUGCGCAAGACCGUCUUCAAGGCUCUGGGAAGCUACGAUUGAAGGCACAGUACGACGGACACAUCAAUUCAAACAAAUUUUAGGCAGGCAUGCUACUAAUGUCGUUUCUUUAGAGUUGUAUGAAAAUGAGACUUUUUGUAUAGGCGAUACAACUUCUAGUGAAGAGGGUCAACCUGUAAACUUUCCAAGAAUAAUUUGUAUGAAUGGUGCCAUAUUUUCGUUUAAGAGAGACGCCUUGUAUUUCCUUAAUCUGGAAAACGAGGACCAUACAGUUUGGUAUGACAAAUACACAGAUAUUAUAGAUUGUAAAGUGUUUCACGACAUUAUAUAUUUAUGGUUAAGUAAUGGCUCUCUAAAAUCUUUAAGAUUCAUGAAAAUAGACAAGUUUUUAGUUAAGUGUUAUGUUGAUGAGAAAUAUCUACUCUGCGCUGAAUUGUGCGCCUAUUUCAGUGAUUACUUACUUUCAAACGCUCUGCCAUCAAAACUUCAUGUUUUAGUGGGCUUGAGAGAUAAAAUAGAUAAAGAAUCGAUAAGUAAGAUACAAGAAGUUUUGAAUAAAUUUUCAGACUUGAAACAUAAUGAUGCUACUCAAAUGAAGUCUGGUAUUUAUGUUGUAGAUAACUCAUAUCGUGCACAAUCUACGUUGUUAGAUGAAGAUUUAGAUAUAAAGAAUAAUGAUGAUUACAAGUUUGGUACACUGACACCAGAAGCGAUGCAAACUUUGAAAGAUCUUAGUAUUACUGUAUCAGACAAAAUAAGCACAAGCAAAAAGAUUCUAAAAGAGAAAUGGGAAGAUUUUGAGGGUAAAAUGAAAACACUUGGUGUGGAGAAACCGAUUAUCCAAGAUUACAAUCCACCUCAAAAUCAAAGGGUGAUUAGAGAGGAAAAUAUAACUGAGGACGCGCAUGUCGAUUUUGAUAACGAUAUUAUUUACAAAGAAUCUAGUCAAGAAACCAUAGAAGUAGACAGUGAUAGUUUAGCUAACGAUAAUGCGUGCAAAUCUUUGUAUCAAUAUUUUAGGUUAAGCCUAGUAGGUAAGGAAACAGAAGAAUCGAAUUUAAUAUCUAUGAUCGAAAGCUUCGCCUGUGAUAUUAGGGAGGUACACGAGCUUAUGUUGUCGUUAGAGAAGUAUUGCGUGUCGAUCGGUGCUUUAGAAGAGUCGAAGUUCAUACCGAGUAAUAUCUUCCUCACUUACUUGAACGGUACCUCGAAAAAGGGGGAAUUUUUCGAUACGAUCAUACAAAAUGAGAUACUGUACAAAUACUUCGUGGAUUCGUGCAUAUCUGUUAACAUGAAGACGCAAAAACUGACGAAUCUUGGCUGCGAAUGUGGUUACCCCCUUCCAUACGCUCGUAGUGACUACACUCCAACAUUCUCAGCGUUGAUAGAUGAAUUCGUUGAGCGGCAAUGGUCAAGUAAAACUAGAGACCAGUGCUACGACAUUUGCAAACGGAUGCCUUAUUUGUGGCGGAAGAUUCUCUAUCUACGGCGGAAUGAAGACUUAUUGAAUAUACUGAGGCUGCUACUGCAAAUGUUGGACGAGAAUUUACUCCAUUCGUUCCUUCCACAAUUCACUCUGGACAUUUGGAGUAGGGCAGUGCAGUUAUACGUCACGUUGCAUGCAAAUAUGUGUUUAAAUUGUUCGAAAAAAUUCGAUCAUAUUUCUGUGAAGGAUACAUUAAGUUGGGACGAUUUGGGAGCGCUAAUGAUAAAGUCGAUUGGUGGUAGGAAUGCUAUUAAAGUGAUGGAAGAGCAUGCGCAUUUGAUAGAAGCGGGCGCGAUAACUGUCAAGUUUUACCAUACUUGUCUGCUGGUGACCAUGUUGGAGAAGUUUGAUGCUACUAUAACGGGGCAACUGACGGACACCAUUUAUAGUUCCUAUAACUAUCCAGAUUCGAGAGAUGAUAUAUGCAAAAUACUGCGAUCAACAAUGGAUGGACAGAUAAAAAAUACAGCAUUGCCGAUAAGCGUCGCCGCAAGAUCUACUAACUGGGGUUUGAUUCCAGUAUUGGACGAGUCAGUGAAGUCAAUAAGUGACAUUUUAGACCAUCUAUCUGUCAAUAAUGAAGGUUUGACAGAUUGUGCACUCUGUGGGCUGCCGUUAAAAAAUGACGUUUUGAUCAAAGAUGGCGGACUGUGGGUUUUUAAAUGUUGCCACACUUUCCACGGGGCGUGUUUGGAUUUGAACAAAGUAAGAUUGUGUCCGUCUUGCGCGCCGAUUAAAUGAAAUAAUUUUUGAGAAUAACCACCGGUUUAUUAAAAUAACUCCUAUAAUAUAAUAAAUAUUAUACCGUUAAGUUAUAGGAGUAUAUUGAAGGCAAACAUGAACAAAUGUGUAGUGGAUUUAUGUUAGAAUAGCUUUAAAUUUGUAUCAAAAGCAAUACCUUUGGAUACAUAGAUUAUUUUUAAUAGAUGGUUCACUAAGAAUUAUGGAUGUAUAUCGAUAGAAGAAUGGGUAAAAAGUAUGGCAAUAGACUCGACUUCUAAGUCCUAUCACAUCAUGGGACGGAAUACGCACGGCGCAAACUGCGUUCACCAGUUGCGUCUCUGUCUAUCCCUUCGGAGAUAAAAAUCGUGUGUGAAUGUUUGUAUAAUUAAUAUCAAUUUAUUCAACCAUAUCCAAUUGCUGGGGCAAAGUGCAUAUGUAUAGUAGUCCCCUGCGUGUACCUACGCGAUAUCAAAACGCCUUAACACAAUUUUGAAAAGAAAGCAGAUUGUUCAUUUCCACCUUUUUUUAUAAAGGUUCGUAUAUGGGUUAUGGUUAUACUGUUUUCUGUCUCACCAUAAAAAUUGACAAACAAAAAUAGACCAUAUUUCAUGCCCAUUAAUGUCGCUCUUAAAGGGCUGUUAGCAGCCACUUAUUUGCCAGUCUAGGGUAAUGAUAUGUGAAAUUGGUAGAAAAUGAUUUAAUAAUAUCAGCCCUGUAUUAUAUACUGUCCCACAGUUGGGCACGGGCCUCCUUUACUACUGAGGGGGAUUAGGCCUUAGUCCACCACACUGGCCUAGUGCGGAUCGGUAAACUUUGCACACCCUCAGAACUCCUACAGAGAAUUUCUCUGGUUUCCUCACGAUGUUUUCCUUCACCGUUAAAGCAAGCGAUAAUUCACACAUCAUUUAAGAAAUUUCAGAGGUGUGUGCCCUUGGGAUUUGAACCUGCGGACAUUCUCUCGGCAGUCCAUUCCACACCUAACUACGCCGUUUUUUUUCCUUUAUGAUAUGGAAUUUGAAUCGUGUUUAAAUAUUCUUAUUAACAAAAAACAAGUGUAGCAUCUAUUUUAAGUAAUAUUUGUUUGGGUAUUAAUAAUCUCAAUACUGUUAACCGAAUGUAUUAAAAUAGAUUAAGGCCCAGCUUACGUAUUAUAAUAUAUCGUGAAAAUAUUUCUUUGAUCAAUGUUAAAUACUCGAAUACAUGGCAGUUGUAACUAUUAGCAACGUUAUUUAAUAAAAAUAAACUAGUAGAGUUAGCUUUUAGAAUUUUAAAUCGAUAUGUAUGAAAAUGCAAAAACUUGAUAGAUAAGGUAUCGGAUAUAUGUUAAUUCGAGGUUUCUUCCGCGUUCGCUUAGUAUGACUGUUUGACUUUAAUAUUUAUCAGAUGUGAAUUUACAGUCGAGGACCAAUUCCGUCUACAAGUGUAUAUCCGUCUUUUUGCAAUUACGGGUGUUGUAAUCCGUAGAACGAAAGCCACCGACAUAGCCCAUCGGCUUAGCAAGCCGUAGUGGCAGUAAGCAUGGCACAUAGCAGUGGCGAAAGGCGAAAUUUUCCGAUAGGAAACGCCUUUUCUAAAAAGUCGGAUAUGCCUCCAAAGACGGAAUAGGGCCUCCUGACAAUACCAAUAAUUUGAUGAUUCGUUUCUGUGUCAGUUUGGAUCUGCUAUUUAUAAUAAGCCAUUUCUUGUAUAAAUUUGUAACAGAGCCAUCUAUGAUCGAAACUAAGCAGCUGAAACAGUAUUGCCAUAGACAAAACAUUAUAUUUGAUUUUAAUUAUUUAAAGCUUUAUGAUAUCAACAAAUAUGAAACAUUAAUAGGUUUAGUUAAUUAUAAAUGUUUUGUAGAGAUGAUUUUGUGACAUUAAAUUGUGAUUUAUCUCGAAUUAAAUUGCAUAAUAUGAAUUAAAACUACUUUCUAGCAGCUAUGUCAUAAUAAUAUGAAGAUCUUAUGAUGUGUGUUAUAUUUUGCGUUUUGGUUUGAAAUUAUUGUACUUAAUCAGGUACAAAAUGUUUUUAAUGGGGGUUAUUAAAUUUUUGUUAUUGUGUAUUAAAUAGUUACUUUUUUGUUAUUAUUUUUUUCAAAAGUUUGUACAUAAUUACAGUCUACUCAGUUUAUUUGUAGUAAUCAAAUUUUAGAUUUUUGUAGGCCGUUAAAUCAUAUUUACUUCGAUUAAUCGAUUAAUCGAACCAGAUAAACAAAUUAUAGUGUCAUCAAUGGUGUAGAUUUCUUUUUUAUUGCUUUGAAUGACGAGUCGAGCUUGCCGUUAGCUUAAUGGUAAGCGAUACGACCGCCCAUAAACAGUAGAAACACCAUCCAACACCUUGAAUUGCAAAGUAUUGUUUGGUAUUCCACUGCGCUCGUCAUCCUGAGACAUGAGAUGUUAAGUCUUAUUAAGUAUGUCCAGUAAAGUAUAAACCUAAAUUUUGUUAUAAAAACACUGAAAAAUCAGUAGAUACUAGUACAAUUAUGUUGUCUUAUUGUUAAUAAAUUGUACUUAUUGAUUAUUAACAAGCACAAGACGUUGUGUUAGUCUGAAUACAGCAUAAUAACGUAUAGAUAUUAUUUUUAUCCCAAAGUUGCCAGCUUAAUGAUAUCAAUAACUUUAAUUAUUUAAGCUUAAAUAGUUCGCUCAAAUUAUUCUUGCCUGAUUUAUAUGUAUUUUAGUUGAAAUUUAUUAUUUAUAUACUCUGUCUAUGGAGGUUAAGGCAAAAAAAAACAUCUUGUAUGUGAGAAAGUGUUCAUCGAAAAGUGUCAAAUUAUGGUGGCGCCACGGUAGCAAGUGGGUAAAUUUUAAUAGCGCCAAAUGUUAUUACGAGUAGGAUAUUAAAUUAUGGACGGCCUUGGUGGAGUAGUUGUAUUACAGUACCACUGCAGUGUUAAAGUUUUGGGUUCGAUCCCCGGGUCGAAAAAGUGAUCUUGGGUUUUUCUACUCAGUAUCAGCCCGGAGUCUGGAAUUUGUGCCCGAUAUAGAGAUAAGCUCACCCCCUAUCACAUGGCUCUAUGCAUAGAACGGAAUACGAAUGAUAAAAGGUGCACCAGUCACGCCUUUGCAUUUCCCUUCGGGGUAAAAAGGUGUGAGUGUAAGUUAUACAAUAAAAAAUAAUUCCAUUUUAUUAUAGUUGAUGUUACACAUAUUCAAAUUUCAUUAAACCUCUGUACACCAACUACAAUAGUCAAUAUAUGAAAUUGAUCAAUUCGCCACACUUCACUCUGUUUACAACUGCUAACUUCAUGUUUUACCCUAUUGCUACACUAGCGCUAAUGUGGUGGGAUUUUGAGUUGUAAUUUGCGACUUAUCGUUGGACACUACAAAUUAUCCCCCGUAUAAGAUGGUGCUUUUAUACUCUACCUUCGAUAACUGCCGUAAAGCCGGUUUUCAUUUGGCAAGCAUAUGCGUACGAAGUGUAGUUUGAGAAAGGAAAACCUAUGCAUGGACACUAGAUUGUUUCAAACUUGUGCGUAAGUAUAGCUACAAUGAAAACUCGACUUGAGGCAAUACAAUACGCUCCCCAAAACAAAAUCUCAUCUGCAAAAUGUCGUUUCAGUAUGGUUUUUAAGUUACGUGAAAAUAUAAAUACCAAAUUAUUUCAAAACUAUUGAUUGUUAUCAAAAAUAAUUUAAUUUCUAUUUUGAGGUGAGUAAUUGAUAUUUAUAUUUUCACUUAACUUAAGACUUUUAUACUGACACUAGACAUUUUGCAGAUGCUUUUGGGAACCGUCGAAUUAUAUUUGAAUUCUAUUAUGGAUUAGAGGGAUCAUUGGGAGACUGCAGAUCAUGGCGCCUGUGGGUGCUUCGUUGAGCUUGGUUGUCAGGCCUUCGCCCCAGGCAGCGAAUUUUGAUACAAAUGUAAAUAAAUUGUUAUAUUUUUGUAAUUUGCAAAUGUAGUCAUAUCACUUAACUGUGUAUACUUCGGUGUUUAAUGUAUGCGGAAACUUGUAAGAAAUAAAAUAUCUAUUGUA
Manduca sexta (tobacco hornworm) is the source of this 7011-nucleotide messenger RNA. RefSeq names its product Hermansky-Pudlak syndrome 5 protein homolog (gene pink). Gene Ontology annotation, cellular component: cytoplasm. Lineage: Eukaryota; Metazoa; Arthropoda; Insecta; Lepidoptera; Sphingidae. Bases 82 to 3072 code for a protein of 996 amino acids. The transcript has 5 exons. Gene Ontology annotation, biological process: developmental pigmentation. Gene Ontology annotation, molecular function: protein binding. The record is from RefSeq and is a predicted model, not a curated record.